Protopterus annectens (West African lungfish) is the source of this 597-nucleotide messenger RNA. RefSeq names its product mono-ADP ribosylhydrolase 2 (gene MACROD2). Lineage: Eukaryota; Metazoa; Chordata; Ceratodontiformes; Protopteridae. The record is from RefSeq and is a predicted model, not a curated record. The transcript has 4 exons. Bases 136 to 597 code for a protein of 153 amino acids.
AAGUUAGAGUGAGGCGUGACAGUGUUGACAGUUCCAGGCGAGGAUCUCUGUAGUGCUUUCACUUUCUCGAGUUUACAAACACAUUUCUCAGUGAAUCUGGGGGCCAUCCACUCCAAAAUUACCAGCCACAGCAACAUGCAAACCAAUAAUAAAAAGAAAACGCCGGGGUGGGAGGAAAAAAAAGCUCAGUUAUUGAAGAUGGCUCUGGAGGAAAGGCGUAAGGAAUAUCAUCACAGAGACUAUGUACCACUGGAGAAUAUACCUACAUGGGACAAAGAGAGCCAAAGAAGAAUCCAGGGUACUGAUGGUGAUGUGCAGGAUCCAUCAAACGUAAAUGAUAGUUUAAGCAGCAAGGUCGCUCUCUACAGAGGUGAUAUAACAGCAUUAGAGAUCGAUGCAAUAGUUAAUGCAGGAACUACACCACUUUCCAAGAAAAAAAAAAUACUGUGGAGGAUUAAAAGCAUAUACAGAAGAAGAAAUGAUGUUGAAGGAGGUGAGGGAAGUACCAAGACAGUUAAGCUUUGUGAGCUAAUUGCUCAAGAGAAGCCAAGACGAGAAACACUAAGCAGUCAGCCAGAAGCUACACUAAUGGCAUGA